AUGCCUCUCCAGCGACCGACCAUGGCGACAAAGGACACCGAUCCCAGCGGAGAUGUCUCCCUCCUCUCCUCCUCGCCCUCACCGCUGCUCUCCCCUACCAGCGCCGCAUCCUUCUCCCCCUCCUCUCAUAACUACAGCUCAACCCCCUCCACCUCCACCACCUCACCAACGCGCUCCGCCUGCCUCGGCCCCUCUCCCACCACCACCGACUCCUCGCGGCAAUCCAUGCCCGUCUACCCCUCCCGCUCCUCCUCCGCCUCCUACACCUCGCGGCAAUCGAUGGGUGGCCUCGAGCGCCCCAAACGGCGGGGUUACGUGCGCCCCCAGGGAACCAACUUCGCCGCCUCCGCCCAGUCCCGCGAGAGCGUCAUGAACCUCGGCAGCAUCGCCCAUCUCCAAUACUACUUCGCGCGCACCGGGCUCCUCGACGGCAAAGGUGGGCAGCUAGCCAAAAGGAAGGACCCCAACGGCCUAGACCUCUCCUCUCUCGAAGGCGGCCUCCUACCCCCAGGCCGAAGAACAAGCCACCACUCCGACAAAGACGGCUCCUAUUCCUCCAUGCGCAGCAGCCCCGACCUGACCCCCCGCCGCCGACACAGCGGUCUCGGCUCCCCCGGCCCCAUCUCCGCCGAGCCAGACAGCUACGACUACGAGUCGGAAUACGACUCCGACGCCUCGCACGCCGAGAUGCUCCCCCCCACCGUCUCAACAUACAACCACCGCACCAAACUCGUCCCCCGCCCCCCCACUUUCGCCGAGCUGAAAUCAGACCUCGAGUCCUCCCUCCGCGCCGCAACCCAGGCCCUCUCCGAAGCCACCUCCCCCCCCUCCCCCUCCAGCGCCGCGGCCCCAGCCAAAAAAAUUCCCCACCUCCGCACCCCCUCCUCCCUCUCCCUCUCCGGCUCAAGACGCCGCUCCGAAUCCGACGCUACCGCCCUCCUCAUCACAACCCCCGCCCCAACCAGCAACCCCUCCAACGCCUCUGACCCCUCCACGCGCGACCCAGACCCAAACCAAGGCUGGCACGAGCUCCAAGGCCUGCACAUCCUCGACAUCCUCACCCUCGCCAUCCGCGCCGCGCGGCGCUACUACACAUCCCACGCGCACCCGUCACGGCUCUCCUCCAUCCGCUCCGAGCGUCGCAUCCGCGCUGACCUCUUGGGUGUCAUGGAUGUGCUCCGACGCAUGGCGACGCGGAAUUUCGCGCACGGUCUCCGCGACGACGAGGCGAGGACGAUCAGUGAUUGGGUGAAGGGGGUGUGGGAUAUGCUCGCUAAGGAAGAGGCUAUUGAGCGCGAGGAGAUGGAGGAAAGGAGGGCGUGGACGUGGUUGGAUGAUCGGUUGUGGAAGGGGGGGGGGAGGUGGAUGUUGUGCGGGAGAUUGCGUUUUUGCGCGCGAUGGCACCCGCUGCUUCGCUGCCGGAUUAUGCGCCUGUGGAGUUUCCGGGGGCGGGGGAGGGAGAGGUGAAGUUGGGACCCUUCUGGGAGGGGCUGAGGACGGGGAAGGUGCUGGUAGAGUUGCAUAAUGCGGUUGUGGCGCGCUCGAAGCGGCCGUUUGGCGCUAUUCCGGUGUGGCAUACCGACACCGCCAAGCCGUAUCGGUGUGCGGAGAAUCUGCGGUUCUGGAUUAAAGCCGCCGAGUUGAGGUGGGAGGUGCUUCUUACGGUUG
Pseudogymnoascus destructans is the source of this 1668-nucleotide messenger RNA. RefSeq lists its product as uncharacterized. The transcript has a single exon. The record is from RefSeq and is a predicted model, not a curated record. Lineage: Eukaryota; Fungi; Ascomycota; Leotiomycetes; Thelebolales; Thelebolaceae. Bases 1 to 1467 code for a protein of 488 amino acids.